Molecule: messenger RNA, 2376 nt
Organism: Fusarium venenatum
Lineage: Eukaryota; Fungi; Ascomycota; Sordariomycetes; Hypocreales; Nectriaceae
Molecular function (GO): 5'-flap endonuclease activity; crossover junction DNA endonuclease activity
Source: RefSeq, a predicted model, not a curated record
AUGGGUAUCAAGGGGAUUCAUCAAGAGAUUGGUGGAGGCGAACGAAUCGCCCUUCUUAAACUUGCCGCACAGUCUCUAGAGCAGCAGGGCCGGCCUCUGCGAAUUGCUAUUGACGUUGCGAUUUGGCAAUUCCAGAACCAAGCAGCUCAAGGUGGCACCAAUCCUGAAAUCCGAACCUUGUUCUACCGUCUAGUUCGACUCCUAGCAUGCCCAGUCGAACCCAUCUUCGUAUUCGACGGCCCUUACAAACCCGCGAUCAAGCGAAACAAGCAAUCCAGCCGUGGAAGUUCCUUCGCAAAUGCGCAAGCAAAACGUUUAAUUCGAUUAUUUGGCUGCAACACCCACGAUGCGCCAGGAGAAGCAGAAGCAGAGUGUGCUCUGCUACAACAGCAUGGAAUUGUCGAUAUGGUUCUGACGGAGGAUGUUGAUGCGCUGAUGUUUGGAUGCACAAAGGUUUUGCGAAAAUGGUCACCAGAAUCGAAACGAUCAACGAACCCAACACACGUGUCGCUUCUCGAUGCGAAAAAGCUGGAGCUUGGAGCGCAAGGCCUUGAUCGAGAAGGCAUGGUUCUCGUCGCCUUGAUGAGCGGUGGCGACUAUAAUCCUGAUGGACUCCCCGGGUGUGGAAUCAAGGUCGCUCUCGAGGCUGCCAGGGCUGGUUUCGGUAAAGAGCUGUGUCGGCUAAAGUCAGCAGACAAAGAAGCGAUCCAGGCUUGGAGAGAGUCUUUGAUACACGAGCUGCGCACCAACGAAAAGGGUUACUUCAAACGACGAAACCAGGCGCUGAGGAUCCCAGAGACAUUUCCCGACUUCAAGGUCCUGCGCUACUACACACACCCGGUUGUUUCGCGUGUUGAGAGUCUGGGCGAUAUUCGUGCAAACGUUCACAUGAAACGUGAAAUUCAGAUCGAAGACUUGCGAGAGUUCACACGCGAGGUUUUUGGUUGGGAUUAUCGAGUGGGUGCUUUGAAGUUCAUCAAGGUUUUGUCCCAUGCAGUUUUUGUCCAGAAGCUUCAAACUGUAGGAGGAUACGACCAUGAUGGGCUCAUAAAGGGGGUGACGGGUGUCAAAAAUGAUUUGGUGAAUGACUCAAUUCCCAUGGCCCGUUUACAGCAUAUCCCGAUCGAUAUGGUUCCCAUCGACAUGUCCAAGGAGGAAGACGAGCAAAUUGUACAAGGCCGAGCCGGGCUUGCCCUGAACAGCGAUGAUGAGAUCGAAGUUGCGGACAAUAUCGAGCAGUGUGCCUCCAAGGCCGUGGAAAAGGAGUUUGAUCCGACCCGUCCUCUGGGUAUUUGGAUAAUACAAGCUUUGGCAAAGACCAGCGAGCCAUUUGCCGUUCAGGAGGCUGCUAUAGCCUCCAAAAUCCGAGCGUCAGAGCUUCGCAAGGCGAAUCAAAAGGCGCCAAAGAAAUCCAAUGCUCUGUCGAAGACGGGCAUGACUGCUGGUGCACUUAACAAGUUUGUGCGAGCGACAAAGCCCCAUGCUGCUUCCACGAUAACCUCCAAACCGACUGCUGUAGAGAAAAGCAUAGCCACUUCAUCAGCCCCUAAAACAACAUCACGACGCUUACGCAUACCGUCCCCUCUGGAGUCAAGUAAGCAACCUAUGUCCACCUCGGAGAGCCCCGCCAGGCAGACUGCCACCCCUUGGUCACUUGCCAGCUCACAGGUGACGCCUAGAACUCGAAGCUCCGCGGACGGAAAACAGCAGGCGAUUGUUAUCACAUCUAGCCCGCCCUGUGCGGCAGAGUCACCUCCCCCGUCGCCCUCACCACCAGCAAGGACUCGUACCUCCGCUUCUCAGCAUCAGUCUGACACGAUGCGUACAACUACUGUGUCGAAUGGUUCUCCCCAGAGGCUGAAAAGCUCGAAGCGGGACAUUAUACGUUCGAGCCAAGCAGAUUCUUCUCAGCGCUCCCAGCCAACCAAGUUGAAGCAGACUUCUUUGGACAUGUUCACCAGAACGUCCAAAAUCUCAAGCUCAUCGCAACAAUCUCUGACGAAACCCCCGCCCCCGCCUCCGAGACGGCAACCCAAGUCACAGCAGAUCAUUGACGAUGAUUUUGAUAGUGACUCAUCAUCAGAUCUCGUUCCGCUCUCAUCUCUCGUCUCCCGCGCUUCUGCGUCGCCCAAGAGGCAGCAAGAACCCCUUCCUCCAAGCCAGAACUCAGCCCCCAGCCCCGCCCCUGCACGGAAGAAGAAGUUACUCAUCCCAAGGGCUAGUGCUGUGGGUUUCUUCAAAGAGAUCGAGGUAGACGCCGAAGAGCGCGAUGAGUUGGUGGCUACGGAGACAGCAACUCUGCGGCGCAAAGGGGUCAGGGCGAAUGUUGUCCGGGUGAGUGACGUUGGAUUUAUAGAUUUGACACAGGAUGAUUAA